Serendipita indica DSM 11827 is the source of this 888-nucleotide messenger RNA. The record is from the annotation of a GenBank genome assembly. NCBI's taxonomy places the organism in Eukaryota, Fungi, Basidiomycota, Agaricomycetes, Sebacinales, Serendipitaceae.
AUGAUUGCUUGGAAGUCGCUCCUUCUCGUGGGCCUUGCCGCCGUUGGCGUAUUUGCCGCAGAUCCCGUCGAAAAGCGUGAGGAAAAGCCGACCGUAGUAGCUCGUGCUGGUACUCCUAGUUCUACCGGGUACCACAAUGGAUACUAUUAUUCGUUCUGGACGGAUGGCGCUGGAAACGUCUACUACACCAACGGCAACGGUGGCUCGUACAGUGUCUCCUGGUCUGGCAAUGGAAACUGGGUCGGUGGAAAGGGAUGGAACCCCGGAUCUGCUCGCAACAUUGCCUACACGGCAGACUAUCGUCCCAACGGCAACAGCUACUUGGCCGUCUAUGGCUGGACAACGAACCCACUCAUCGAGUACUAUGUUGUCGAAAGCUUUGGCACGUAUGACCCGUCGAGUGCUGCAUCCCGAAAGGGUACGGUCUACUCAGACGGUGGAACCUACAAUCUCCUCACCACUCAACGGGUCAACCAACCUUCCAUCUUGGGUACGCAAACCUUUUGGCAGUUCUGGUCUGUUCGUCAGUCGCAUCGUACGAGCGGAAACGUCAAUAUGGCGAACCACUUUAACGCCUGGAAGUCUGUCGGUAUGAACCUCGGGACGCAUAACUAUCAGAUUGUCGCCACCGAGGGCUACUACAGCAGCGGUAGCGCAACCGUCACCGUGAGCGAGGGUAGUGGACAGCAGACCUCGCAGCAACAGACGUCUCAGCAGCAGACUUCACAACAGCAGACGUCUCAGCAGCAGACGACUAGCCAGAACAAUAACGGUGGAAGCUGUGCCCCCCUAUGGGGACAAUGCGGAGGUCAGGGAUGGGGAGGGCCAACGUGCUGCCAGAGCGGUUCAUGCCGAAACUUUGGUCAGUGGUACUCGCAGUGCCAGUGA